AUGACCUCCGGAGAGCCUGGUAUUGUCGACAAGGAAGGGACGCCAGACGUGUUCAAGAUGGCCGUUGCAGAGCUCAGAAAGCGUGGGAGCUUAAGCACGGCGAUCAAGGAGGCUAGCAGUAUGGAUUGGAGAGCAGAGCGGCCCCGACUGGAUGAGUACCUUGAAAAACUGGACAUGCAGCCCGCAUACCUCCCUCGAGUUGGAGAGCUUGCUCUCUGGACUACUGGGUUUGAGGGCGAACUGGCGUGGAACCCGACAACGAAGAGCAUCCAGAUCUACUCUCCUACCGAUGGUCAGUACCACGGAACGCCCGAGUGGCGGGCUGGCGUCGUCGGCCAGGUCCCCGAGGAAGAGGUCAUGCUUCAAGACCUGGUAGAGACAGCUCCUAAAUCCUCAGGCAUCAAUUACUCUGGGUUUCGCGUGGAGACCUUCCCUGACCCGCUCAGCAUGGACAAGAGCUAUUCCCUCCACUACCGAUACGUCCCUCUCAAAUGCAUCAAGCCGUUCAACGCCUACGAGAUCUUCUUACAAGGCAUCCCCCGAACCCAGCUCCACCCGUCGAUCGAAUACGCCAUGACCAUCAUGUCCUCCUUCAGCCUCCUCGACAAGUACCACUUCCAAGGAACCUGGCCUGACGCCUCCAUCUCCUGCCGCGGGAUCUUCAUCGGCGCAGAGCUCCUAGCCAUCGGCGACGCCGUGCGCCUGCACACCCCAUCGGUAGAUAUAAUGGUCAUCGACACCAUCAACCUCCACCUAACCAACUGCAUCGAAGACCCCACCUCCCCCCAACUCGCAGAGGAAUACAAAGUGCGCAUCUCCGGCAAAGUCUACGCCAAACACGCCUCCAAAUCCCGCCACGACAUCCACCCCCAGCCUCUAAACCCAGACCAAGUCGCCGACGUCUUCCAAACCCUCGGCAUGACGGACCACGGCAGCUGGUACCGCGUACACGAAGGCAAAACCAUAACCGUCUCCCAGGACAUGAUCAUCGGGCGAUGCUACGAGCCCGACGCACUGCAGCUCCUCUUCGGCACGCUGGACUGCACGCUCGACGUCGCAGGCGUGCUUAAGGCGCGCGCCUACUCCCGCCAGGUAGAUCACCGCAUUGCGGAGGGUAAGACGUGGUUCUGGGGCGACUUCCGCACGCAGACGCUCGCAAUAGACUCGCUGAACGGCGAGGACGUGGGCCAUUACAGCGAGACACGCGACGUUAAGAUGUGGCGGGCUAAUCUGAAGAUCAUCGACGGCGAUGCGAACCCGGUCGAUAUGCGCAUGGCGAAGAUCCCGGGUGAUCCUGGACGGCCGUCGAAGCCGAAGUCGAGCUUUGCGGAGGUGGGGAAGUUGAGUAAGUUGGUUAGUACGGGGUUGGGGGGCACGGACGUGAGUAAUACUGUCAGUGAGGCGGAGGAGGGGUCUGGGCAGGGGAUGUAUGGGGAGGAUGAGGGGGAGGGCGAGGGGGAGGAGGGGGAAGAGGAGAUGAACGAAGAGGACCAGGAGGAGUUUGUGGCGCGUUUGGAUCAGCUUCGGGGUGGGACUGAGGAGAGUGAAGGGGGGGAUUGGGUGCCGGAGUCGAAGCGGCCGAAACAUGUUUGA
Molecule: messenger RNA, 1593 nt
Organism: Aspergillus candidus
Lineage: Eukaryota; Fungi; Ascomycota; Eurotiomycetes; Eurotiales; Aspergillaceae
Product: transcription-silencing protein Clr2-domain-containing protein
Exons: 1
Coding region: 1-1593 (530 amino acids)
Biological process (GO): silent mating-type cassette heterochromatin formation
Cellular component (GO): SHREC complex; rDNA heterochromatin
Source: RefSeq, a predicted model, not a curated record